Pelobates cultripes (western spadefoot toad) is the source of this 677-nucleotide messenger RNA. The record is from the annotation of a GenBank genome assembly. Lineage: Eukaryota; Metazoa; Chordata; Amphibia; Anura; Pelobatidae.
AGCUUGCUGCUAUCUUCAGUGUUCCAGAGCUUGCUGAUAUCCUCGGUGUUCCAGAGCUUGUGGAUAUCCUCAGUGUUCCAGAGCUUGCUGAUAUCCUCAGUAUUCCAGAGCUUGCUGAUAUCCUCAGUAUUCCAGAGCUUGCUGAUAUCCUCAGUGUUCCAUAGCUUACUGCUAUCCUCAGUGUUUCAGAGCUUGCUGAUAUCCUCAGUGUUCCAUAGCUUGUUGCUAUCCUCAGUGUUCCAUAGCUUGCUGCUAUCCUCAGUGUUCCAGAGCUUCCUGCUAUCCUCAGUGUUCCAGAUCUUGCUGAUAUCCCUGGUGUUCCAGAGCUUGCUGAUAUCCUCAGUGUUCUGGAGCAAACUGCUAUAUUCAGUGUUCCAGAGCUUGCCGAUACCCUCAUUGUUCUAGAGCUUGCUGAUAUCCUCAGUGUUCUCCAGCAAACUGCUAUAUUAAGUGUUCCAGAGCUUGCUGAUACCCUCAUUGUUCUAAAUCUUGCUGAUAUCCUCAGUGUUCCAGAGCUUGCUGAUAUCCUCAGUGUUCUAGAGCAAGCUGCCUUAAUGGUUGCCAGCAUGGUGGACAACGUGUAUCUAUGGUGGAGUAUGCCUACUGAUGUAGCUUUAUUACAAGAAAAACGUUCCCAUUGGUCCAUGCUGACUGGCGAAUUGAUCAAGAAGGAUUAG